AUGAAGGCCUGUCAUCCCAUCUUCUUCGCUCUAUUCGCCCUUGCAGCUGGAGAAGCGCUUUCGCCUAAUGCCGUUCCCGUCAUGUGUGCCGCCAUCUGCGGGCCAAUCGUUGAGCUGAGUUCGAUGUGUAGCCCAAAGAGGUCUUUGGGAGGAUUAGAAAACGAUCGAUCAGAUCUAAGGGAGCACCUCAGACAGGCCAAGAGGCAAAACGGAAAACAAUUGGACGAGAGAGAUGAAAUCGAGAAGCGCUUUUCAAUCAUCGUCCCAGCGCCAACAUCAUUUCCUUCCGAUCUGCUAGUCGACCAAUAUCCGCCCACAUCAAUAUUGCCGUCGCAGUCUUCAGCACCUGUUCCUCCACAAUAUUACUCUCCUCCUGUUCAGCCUCCACCAGCUCCAGCCCCAACUCUUCCAACUACACCUAAUUACUUACCUUCGUCAACUAUCCUCCCAGCAUCUCAAUCUCCUUCGACAUCUACAACAUGGAGAAUUCAGCCCUCCUUCACUUCCGCUGCGAUUAAAACAGGAAAGAGUCUACCCACAACUUCUAAACAACAAACAUCGCUCCGCCCGACCAUAAUAGGCUCUACUGGAGACGAUGGCGAUAUGACUGGAGGAUGGGGGGAGACAGAAAACGCAGAGGAAAAGUGCGUGUGUUUAAAUACUAGCUUUAAUGUGGCAGAGAUUGCUGGGUUGUGCGCGAGUUGCAUAAGUAUGAUUGCGGAUACGCAAAACGAUAUGGAGGUUAUCAUGUCCGUAUGCGACUUUCCACCACAGCAAUACAGUCCGGACAAGGAUAGCUUGGCGAGCAACAUAUGGGUCAAGGCUGCCAGGCCGACAGCUACAAGCAAGUCGAAUGGAGCGUCUCAGCCAACCGGGUCUGUGAGCAUGGGGUCAAUGUUUGGUGCUGUAAGCUUCGCCAUCGCGGCGUUAAUGAUGCUAUGA
Trichoderma virens Gv29-8 is the source of this 942-nucleotide messenger RNA. RefSeq lists its product as uncharacterized. Lineage: Eukaryota; Fungi; Ascomycota; Sordariomycetes; Hypocreales; Hypocreaceae. The record is from RefSeq and is a predicted model, not a curated record. The transcript has 2 exons. The coding region runs from base 1 to 942 and encodes 313 amino acids.